Messenger RNA from Megalobrama amblycephala (Wuchang bream), 2425 nucleotides. It is a transcript of the gene slc31a2, whose product is annotated as solute carrier family 31 member 2. The transcript has 4 exons. The record is from RefSeq and is a predicted model, not a curated record. Gene Ontology annotation, biological process: copper ion transmembrane transport. Gene Ontology annotation, cellular component: membrane. Lineage: Eukaryota; Metazoa; Chordata; Actinopteri; Cypriniformes; Xenocyprididae. Gene Ontology annotation, molecular function: copper ion transmembrane transporter activity. Bases 1082 to 1585 code for a protein of 167 amino acids.
UAAGUUAUCCUACUAACAAUGUAUGGACUUCUUAAUUAAAGUUAUUUAUGUAAUAUCGCUUUUAUUUAAUACUGUCAUUUACAUAUAAAUAAAUGCAUCUGUAAACCAAAACCGUGUUAGUUGGUAAAAAGAUGAAGUUAUUGAUGUUUACUCUAUGGACAUGAUUAUUUCAUUUUAAUAUACUAAGAGGUGUGUAAUGUUAAUAGUUACUUAAAAUGGAAAUUCCUUCAAAAUAUGGAAAUUACAUUUAUUCUGUUAGGGACUGACAGCCUCAUUCACUCAAAUUGCAUUUUUUUUUUUUUUCAUUAAAAAAGUGAAGGUGGCUGAGGCUGUUUUUUUUUACUAUUAUUAUUUUAAAGUUCACCAGACCACAGCAUUUCACAAAGCAAAUAAUAGAUGUAUUCAUGCAAGAGCUUUCAAGGCUGCUCCGAGAUAACACUGGGAAGUUCUUGAUACGGCACAAAUGUAUCAAAAGCCACUUGUCUCUGUUUGGCCAAUGCAAAACUAUCAAGAGAACAGAAGAUAUGCUGUACUGUAGAGUACUCGGCCGGAAUUCUCCAGUGCUUGGAGUGGAUUGGCCGGAAUUCUCAAAUUUUGCUUCUGAAGACAGGACAGCAGAUUUCUCUUGAUUAUAGCAGGACGUGGAAUGUUGUUGAACUAGAGCGUAACAGGGACCUCCUUGUCUACUUUUGUUUGAUAUGUACUUCCUGCAGCACACAUUUUGUAUGUCUUAAUGUGUGUCAGUCAUGAAGGUGCUGUUUCCCAUAAUGUGACUGUCACGAGUGUAAAGGGCCAGGCUUCCUCUCCAUACACUUUUAUGAUGAUUUUUAACACCUGCAGAAGUACUGAGAAAAGCCAAGGCUGCAAAUUCUGAUAUCAUUCCAUUCUGAUGCCUAUCUGGUUCUAAGAUAUUAUAUGUUGAAACCGACAGAAGCUGAGUCACUAGGGUAAUUUAAGCAAAGCAAGCAAGUAUAAGCUUGAUUGCAUUGAAUUCUUGUGAUGUGGAAAAUGUUAGUAGUUAAUCAGACGCUGAGGAUUGAACAUCGCAGACUUGAAGGAUUAUAUUAGCUGUUUUGACAAGAUGCACUUUAAAGGAUCCAGCAACGUCACGCUGUUGUUUAAUUUCUGGGAUGUGCAUGGGCCUGCAGGGAUGGUGCUGUCGGUCUUUGUAGUUCUACUGCUCACGAUGCUCUACGAGCUUCUGAAAGUGUGGAAGAUCACUGUGGGAAAACAGAAGCACUCCUCCGUUACACAUCCAUCCGCUCCAGUGACAUUCUCUCCUGAACAGUCGUGUUUCGCCCCCGUCAUGAGGUGUCAAGAGGGAAGCUCUGCUUUGGCCAGCAGUCCCUCUGAGAUCUCAUUAGCUCCCACAGAGACUACUACAGCCACUGCUGACACCACUGCCACUUCUGAGAAGAGCUGGCUUCUGCACUGCCUCCAGACCGCCAUACACAUCCUGCAGGUGACGCUAGGCUACAUGCUAAUGCUUUGCGUCAUGUCCUACAAUGUGUGGAUCUUCCUGGGGGUCAUCACGGGGUCCGUCUUGGGCUACUUUUUUACUUUUCCUCUCCUGAAGCAUAUUUGAGAAUAGAUGAAGGAAUGGAAAACAUUCAUUUUAAUUCACAGAGGACUCUAGAUGAAGAGCAAUGGGAAACCUUUUACAUUUCAUGAUGCCAGGAUUGUGUGCCCAUGAUCAGAGUUGUGCAUUUUCAACGAUAAGACGUGCAAGAAAUGUAGACCGAACAAGGAUGACUUUAAUUUUUUUAAGGUUGGAUUUUUAACUUCAGUCUGGUGAUAACCAAUUGUAAAAUUGGUUGAAUCAUAUUGUUAUCAAUGGUUAAAUUUUAAACCUUAUUGGAAUAUCUUACGCCAAGAAUGGUGUUAAACGCAUGUGAUUUUACAUGGUCGUAACCUUCUGUUUGAACAGUUCGUUUGAGAACGGCAAUGUGCCUCUGACCGGUUUUAAACUUUAGUCAAUUACUGAUGUAAUUAAUAAGCUAAUUUUCUGUUACACAAAUUAAUGUUUAUGUUCUGCUCUCUGAGAUUAGUUUUAAUGUAGCCGGUGGUUUUCUGUUAUUUUGGGAAAUCACACUAGUUUUAAACCUUGUGAUGAGUCAAAAUAAACUUCCUACGUGAGUCAAGAUCAGGCGUUCUUGUCAUGCUGGAAAUUACUGCCGAAUGGGGAACAAAACCAUUGGUUGAAAAGAGAAAUGCAAAUCAUGUGGCCUUAGUUAAUGUUCACCAGCAAUACAGGACACUGAAACUGAUUGACUGACUAAAAGCAGAAAUUGGAGACCUACAAUCCUCACCGCAAUGAUUUAAAGUUUUUUUUUUUAUUAAUGGUUUUUCCAGUUGUUCGUUUUUUGUCUCCAUUGCUUAAUUGAUUUUAAAUAAAAUUUGUUUUAUUGAACCAUGUUUAAUUAUA